CCCUCCUCUCUCCCUGUAAUUCUGCCUGGCUUGUACAUAUAGUACGGUGACUUUACGUUUCGAAUUUCAUGCCAUCAGAACAUUUGACUCAAUUUUAGAAUGGACAGUCAAAACGUUGUUUAUGAUAAAAACAACACCCGCUGCCCUCUUUUUCUUACGAACUCGGACGACUACAAAUGUGUUCUGAUCCUCACAGUGAAGCGGGUGACUGCUGCCUUCUCUUUGAUAAGCUGCUUUUUCAUGCUCUGUGUGAUAUGGCUAUUUCGGAAAUACAACUCCCUGGCCCAGAAAAUGAUCCUUUGUCUGACGAUAGCUGCCUUCUUCGACAGUAUUGCCUAUGUCAUGGGAGAUGUUCAUCCAGAUGGGGUGAUAUGCAAUUUUCAGGCCUGGUGGCUUACCUAUUUUGACUGGUGUUCCUUGGCCUGGGUCUGUCUUAUCACAUUGAAUCUCUACCUCAACUUGGUAAAGGAGAUGAAAACAGAUCGCUUUGAAGUACUGUACCAUCUCAUGGCCUGGGGGGUGCCAUUUGUGAUGUCGUGUCUCCCCCUCUUCAGAGACUACUACGGCCCAGCCGGUGCUUGGUGCUGGAUAACAGAUGAUCACGUAGCCUGGAGAUUUGGCAUAUGGUACAUCCCACUGUUCACCCUAAUUUUCCUGAUGAUACUCUGCUAUGUCCGAAUCAUAUACGUGGCCAAGGAACGGGUGCUGUCCUGGUCUGGAACCUUCAACCCAGAGAGAGAGUGGCGAAAGGUGUCAUUAGCUGAGGAGAUAAAGCCGCUCAAGUGGUAUCCGUCAGUGUACCUGCUGGUGUCCCUGUUUCCUCUCAUUAACAGGAUCCACAACGCUUUCAACCCCCUCCAGCCUGUGUUCUCCCUGACUCUUCUGCAUGUUAUCUCAGCUCCGCUCCAUGGCCUGGCCAAUGCCUUCGUGUUCGGGCUGGAUAAGGACACCUGGGGCCAGCUGAACUUCACCAGCAUGCAGCUGGCGAUACACUCCCGCUUGUGUGACAGGACGCUGAUAAAGGAGUACCGUACUGGGGCUGUGCGCUACAUGCCCCCGGCUGAGGCGAGCUCCUUGGAUUUGGGGGACGAUGACGACGACGACACCACUGUGCUGUUCUACUCCCCGGCGAUGACUCUUAAGGAAAGGGGGUCGUGAUGCAGGCUCCCCACCCCCAGAAGCAGCAUUACAACCUCCACUAAGCUAGCUGCCUGUGUGUGGCGGCAGAAAGCAGCAGCAGCAGCGGAUGGGAGGACAGCCCAGGAGACACUGGAGAUGAGCUGUCAGCCUUCAUUAUUAAUUUCCAGCUCUUAAUAUUUAAUGUCAUAAAACUGCAGCUCCCCCACACUUCUGCGGAGUCAUCAGACAUGCAGAGGACAUAUCAAGCUGAGUUCCAGAGAUGGAAAGGGGGGAGGGGGGAGGGGGGUGAGAGAGUGCAGUGUACGUGGCUUGCUGGCUCUCAGAGCUUUGAAGGGGAUUGAGAUUUUUUUUUUAUUCAUACAGUAUAUGGGUCUUCCCCAAUUGUUUUAGUUCAUUAUGCAGAUGUGUACAA
This is a messenger RNA of Polyodon spathula (Mississippi paddlefish), 1552 nucleotides long. Its product is annotated as cyclic AMP receptor-like protein A. The record is from RefSeq and is a predicted model, not a curated record. Gene Ontology annotation, cellular component: plasma membrane. Gene Ontology annotation, molecular function: G protein-coupled receptor activity. NCBI's taxonomy places the organism in Eukaryota, Metazoa, Chordata, Actinopteri, Acipenseriformes, Polyodontidae. The coding region runs from base 100 to 1158 and encodes 352 amino acids. Gene Ontology annotation, biological process: cell surface receptor signaling pathway; adenylate cyclase-activating G protein-coupled receptor signaling pathway. The transcript has 13 exons.